This is a messenger RNA of Lingula anatina, 491 nucleotides long. RefSeq lists its product as uncharacterized. The record is from RefSeq and is a predicted model, not a curated record. Lineage: Eukaryota; Metazoa; Brachiopoda; Lingulata; Lingulida; Lingulidae.
CUUAGACGAGGGAGAGAAUACGUCAUACUCCUAUAUUGUAUACUGUUCCAUAAGCAAGAGUUGAGAAACAACCCGUUCGACGAUUUUUUUAGUGGAACUAGAUGCCGAAUCAAUUCGAUAUGGAUGGCAAACGGCUCUAUAAGAUUUGGAUUGUCGUUUGCAUGGUGUUCUGCAUGACUUAUACAUCAGUUUCUCGGGAGGCUGGCAGGACAAGGUCUGACCUGUUCGUGAAAGCACCCAGCCGCCGCCUGCUCUCUGCGAACACUCAACAAUACGUGCACCCUACAGAAGGGGGCCCGACAGUGCUGGAGUGUUUAGCGUUCUGCGUACGCCUCCCGGCCUGUGUGGUAGUGGACUAUUCUCCUUUACACGGCACAUGUAGGGCUGACGCUAAUCCCGUGGUGACCGCGUUCUAUGAUGAUACCCGGGACCUCUAUUACGCAUCUGAAAAAGUGACAAGCGUUGAUACCUUUGGAACUCCUAAUCAAUAA